Cyclocybe aegerita is the source of this 414-nucleotide messenger RNA. The record is from the annotation of a GenBank genome assembly. NCBI's taxonomy places the organism in Eukaryota, Fungi, Basidiomycota, Agaricomycetes, Agaricales, Hemipholiotaceae.
AUGGGUGGAGCUGGCUGGUUGUUCUUGUUCGCGGUCCUCAUGGCUGCCGGAUUGCUGUUCUGCAUGGUGUUCUUCAUUAUAAUGUUCUCUGAUCUGGAAUGCGACUAUAUCAACCCUAUAGACCUGUGCAACAAACUAAACCAAUUCGUCCUUCCUGAAAACAUUGCACACGCGUUUCUCACUCUGCUGUUCUUGCUGUCUGGUCAAUGGGUCGCUUUCAUACUCAACCUUCCCCUCGUCCUGUUCAAUGCCAACAAGAUUCGAAACAAGGCGCACAUGUACGACGCGACAGAGAUUUUCCGAUCAUUACCAGGCCAUAAGCAAGAGACGUUCAUCAAGCUUGGAUUUUACCUUCUGUCAUUCUUCUACUACCUGUAUAGAAUGAUUGUUGCUUUGAUAGCGGAGAGCGAGUAG